UUCUGUUCUCCUUGGGACGUACAAACCAAACGACGGCGAAAGAUCGCAAUUCCAUGAAAGAGGGAAUAUUUAAAUAUUUUACACAUAGGGGAUAUGAUCCGUGUUUCAUCGCGUUCAAUGUGAUUCUGCAAUGAUAUCUUGCUUGUUGACAUGGACUUAUGGAGAUAGAUUAAAACUCUCAAUGAUAUAUUAACCGAAGAGGAAAAUUCUGGAGGAGUUGAUAGAAACAUUCAAUAUACAUUUGCGUAAUAAUGAGGAAGAGCUUGUCAUAAAGAAAUACGAUAUGAAAUAUAAACCUAAUCCGAGAUGCUAGCGGUUGUUAUAAGAUUAAAACGGAGAGAAAUCAGCCAAAUGUGUGGAUUCAUCCAGAAUAUUCUAUAAUUUUAACGAUACGAGCGACUGAGAUAAUAGGCAGUAAUAAUUAUCCAAUUGGAUAAAGUUUAAGAUUUCCUACAGUUACGAUUAUGAGAAUGGAUAAGCCAUGGUACAAUCCAUGUAUUACUUUUGAAUUCUUAUCUUUGGUCAAAAAUGGAGGAAUGAUCCAAAAGUUAACCAAACGAAAUGUUACUAUAUAUGAUGUCGAUCAACUUUUAAAUUACAAAGAACAGCGAGUCAAAGUAAUCGAUUGAACAUAAUACGUACAUAAGCGAAUAGUACCGACUAAUAUCAUUAUUGGAUGGACAAAAAAUUUGUGUAAUAAAUGAGUAAUGAUGAAUUACCGAAGAAGCAAAUUGAAAAAAUAUUACACUAACAUUACGCAAAAAUUGUUCAAAAUUCAAUGAAUACACCUUCCUGUGUGAUGAUAGGCAAUAAUAAAACGAUGGUGAAAAAAAGUAGUAAACAGUAAGAAAUACGAUGUUGUAACUCUGGAUUGAUUUAAACGUAUUAUCAAUCCGGCUGAGCCUCGUUAGAUGAUUUUUUUACCAUGGGAAUUAUUAUGUAGCCACAAAACUAGACUCCGAGUUGCAGAAAACUAUGAUGAAUAUUGCGAUAAUUUUAUCGUUGAUGCAAAUGAAGAGAGUUUAAAGUGUUUAUUCGAUAAAAUUGCUCAACCGAUUAUUUGUGAGAGCUACUGGCAAUAAGAACGCGAAGAGAAACAUAGUGAUCCAUUGGUUCGCAGUCGAGGAAAGCGGCGGAGUUUCCUGAGCUUUCAAGCCAAUGGGAAUACGGUCGGCUUUCUAAAAAUACAUUUUAAAUCAGUAGGAGGAGAUGAGACGACACCUCCCAACAAGAAAUAUUCACACAAACAUGAAGAUCGGAAUGAAAACUGGCGGAGGUACUUCAAAUCGUUCGAAUACAAAUGUGGAGCAACGUUUAAGAAGUCCAAAAUGCGCGAGAUGUCGAAAUCACGGGGUGAUAUCUGGCUUGAAAGGUCAUAAAAGAUCCUGUGCGUGGAAAGAUUGCCGAUGUGCCUGUUGUCUUCUAGUCGUCGAAAGACAGCGAGUAAUGGCAGCGCAGGUUGCUCUACGUAGACAACAACAAGCGCAAAGCGACAAUCUUUUAUCUUCAAUAAAUCAAGUAUCAACGGACACCGUAAGUCCUUAUUGUAUUAAAGCAAAGUAUGAUGAGUCUGUCUGCGAUAGAAGAACCAAAAAUUUUCAAAGGCAUCAUUUACAUUUCACGCAGACGAGUAUCAGCGUGACGCAAGAUUUCUACGGAUUAAAUGCUGUACACACUUUACCUAGGGCAUUAUCAGCACAUCCACGGUUAUUGAGCACUUUGUCUUCUUUGGGAUGCGAUCCAAGACAAAAAGCUGAACCCAAAUUAAAGGUACAAUCUUUUCAUUCUGUGUAUCCAACAAUUCCAUGGUUCAAUGACGUAACGCAAUCGUACAAAGCGAAUGGGGACUUUAACAAUUUUAUUUCUACGGGAGAUUUACAGAACUGUCCCACUACGAAUAAACCUCGUCUAGAAAAAAAAGCGCCAAUUUCCUUUAGCGUGGAAUCUAUCAUUGGUACGAAAUAAUGUCCUAUUUAUUCUAUUCUUUUAAUCGUUUGAAUACAAACGAAAUAAUAUUAUCUUUUUUCCUGGCAAUUUGAGAAUUGCCAACGGUAUUUAUACUCACAAUACAUAUCAUAUUGCAUAACAUACUGCAAGACAUAUAGCAAGCAACAACGCAAAAUUUUUUGUUAAAAAAAUGAAUUGCUACUGCUCAAGUUUGAUAUUCAAACGGUUAAUUGUAAACGAAUAAUCUUAUCAAUAGUACAUAUAAAUCGAAUGGUCAAUUUUAUAAACAUUAUGUAAAUUAUUCUUAAAAGAAAUUAUAUGUUAAUAAAAUACACUUUUCUUUCUUGUAUAUUACAUAAUAAAGAACUCUCUUUUUUAUUGGCUAUA
Pogonomyrmex barbatus (red harvester ant) is the source of this 2334-nucleotide messenger RNA. RefSeq names its product doublesex- and mab-3-related transcription factor 1. The record is from RefSeq and is a predicted model, not a curated record. Lineage: Eukaryota; Metazoa; Arthropoda; Insecta; Hymenoptera; Formicidae. Gene Ontology annotation, molecular function: RNA polymerase II cis-regulatory region sequence-specific DNA binding; DNA-binding transcription factor activity, RNA polymerase II-specific. Gene Ontology annotation, biological process: sex differentiation; regulation of transcription by RNA polymerase II. Gene Ontology annotation, cellular component: nucleus.